AUGGGAGGCAAACCAUUCAGCGACAAGAUGGGCAACUUCUUCCGCGGCAUAGUGGCGUGCUGCUGCUCUGAGGAUGACGAAGAGGAGGCGAAGCCAACUCUACAGAUUAGCGGACCCACCGACUUCCGACGAGAGGACAUAUCCUUCCCAGGCCUUGACCCAGAAGCCCUCCUGCAAUUACAUCCCAUUGACGGACCACCCAGCCAACAAUGGAUCCGCGAGCAGGCCCGCGCAGAUGCCCACCGCAUGUACGAGACUCUCCAACCGCUUCGGUCCUCGCCAUCCGGCCAGUUUGCCACCCCUCCGUCUUCCGCCCGCGCCACCCUACCCUCUUACGAACAGUUCGUCACACCCCGAACUGCUCCCACUCAGCCAGCUCGCACCGUCUCCGGUAAUCGAGGCUCGCACGCGCUGGAUCGCGUUCGUGCCCACGCUCGCAAAAUCUCGAAUAGUCUCAACAAGCCGCUAGGGUACCAAAGCGUAGGCGGUAGUGCUUUGACUGGUGGACGGAAUCCGUAUGAGAUGCGGGCACUGAUGGAUGCUGGGAGUCGGAGCCAAGUUGAUGUUGGCUUAGGGGGUAGCGGAAAGAUGAGUGGCGAGAGCUUCUCGUUUAGGGGUAGUAAUGAGGGUCGGAAGGUGGGACUGGCGGUAUAG
Messenger RNA from Baudoinia panamericana UAMH 10762, 654 nucleotides. RefSeq lists its product as uncharacterized. The record is from RefSeq and is a predicted model, not a curated record. The transcript has 3 exons. Bases 1 to 654 code for a protein of 217 amino acids. Lineage: Eukaryota; Fungi; Ascomycota; Dothideomycetes; Mycosphaerellales; Teratosphaeriaceae.